Phycodurus eques (leafy seadragon) is the source of this 2744-nucleotide messenger RNA. RefSeq names its product protocadherin beta-15-like. The transcript has 3 exons. Lineage: Eukaryota; Metazoa; Chordata; Actinopteri; Syngnathiformes; Syngnathidae. Bases 171 to 2744 code for a protein of 857 amino acids. Gene Ontology annotation, molecular function: calcium ion binding. The record is from RefSeq and is a predicted model, not a curated record. Gene Ontology annotation, biological process: homophilic cell-cell adhesion. Gene Ontology annotation, cellular component: plasma membrane.
GCCUCAGUCUCAUUUUGUGCCGGUGCUGUCCACGGCGAGUUUCUUUUGUGACUGCCUGCUGCCAUUGUUUUUACUUUGCGAUAAAUAACCACGAUCAUUUGAAUAUAUUUGGAGCGAGCGGACUCCAUUUAUUUAUUAUUUGGGACCGACGGUCUCUGCUCUGCGGCGCAAUGAGACGCGGCAGAACGGCGCUACGUUUUGGACUUGCUUUUGUGUUUCUCGUCCUCCAUUCCGUCCGCGGGGACGUGAGCUAUUCUGUUCCGGAGGAGAUGAAACGCGGAUCCGUCAUCGGGAACAUCGCUCGGGACCUGGGAAUGGACUCCGGUAGGCUCGCCUCUCGCAAGGCCCGCGUCGACACGGAGAAUAGCAACGUGAAAUGUUGCGCUAUUCAUCUCAAUACCGGAGACUUGGUUGUACAAGAAAGGAUCGACAGAGAAGGGCUGUGCGCCAAAAAGCCGACGUGUGUCAUCAAACAGGACUUGGUUCUGGAAAGCCCGCUUGAAGUGCACCGUGUCAAUAUCCGCGUUCAGGAUAUUAAUGACAACGCGCCGCAAUUUAAAGAAGGUUUGCUGAAAUUGGAAAUUCGUGAAUCUGCGGUCAAGGGUGCGCAUUUUCUGUUGGAUGAGGCCCACGAUGCAGAUAUUGGUGAACAUGCUGUUCAGGGUUACUCCCUUGAGAAGAAUGAACAUUUCUCAUUAAACGUCAAGACGAAGGGGAUUGGACGUAAAUAUGGCGAAUUAGUCCUCGACAAAGAAUUAGACCGAGAGAAUGAAAAUGAAAUUGUACUUCUGCUGACUGCAUACGAUGGCGGCUCCCCUCAGAGGUCCGGUACAGUCCGAAUACACGUCACCGUGCUGGACGCCAAUGAUAACGCACCUGUGUUUAGUCAGACAGUCUAUCAAGCCAGUCUGCCUGAAAACUCGCCCCUUGGUACGUUGGUGAUAACAUUGAGUGCGAUUGACCCCGAUGAUGGAAUAAAUGGAGAUGUUUUCUAUGGAUUUGACCACGUUGAUGAACGUCAAGUUUUUUCGAUGAGUCCGAAAUCAGGUGAGGUCAAAGUGGCAGGUGCGAUAGAUUAUGAAAAAGAAUCAUCGUACGAAAUGCAGAUAAGUGCCAAAGAUGGGCUGGGGUUGGCCUCAUAUGCAACCCUAAUUAUUGAAAUCAUUGACACAAAUGACAACGCCCCACUUAUUUACGUCAAGUCGCUGACCGACCCGGUGGCGGAGAACGUGCCGCCCGGCACCGAGGUGGCCAUCGUUCACGUGCAGGACAGAGACUCUGAGCGGAACGGGCAGGUCCGCUGCUCCGUCCGACGAGACGUCCCCUUCCGCUUAGUUCCUUCCAUCAAGAACUAUUAUUCUCUGGUGACGAGCGGCCGGCUGGACCGCGAACUGGUGUCCGAUUACAACAUUACAAUCGGCGCCAGCGACGAGGGCUCUCCUCCUCUGUCCUCCCGGAAAAGUCUUCGCCUGUCCGUCGCCGACGUCAACGACAACCCGCCCGCGUUCGAGCGAGAGUCCUACAGCGCCUACGUGAGCGAAAACAACGAAGCCGGCUCGGCUUUGUGUCGGGUGAGCGCCCGAGACCCCGACCGGAGACAGAACGGCACGGUGGUUUAUUCUCUGUUGGCGGGCGCCGAGGUGAACGGCGCCCCGGCGUCCUCCUACGUAUCGGUGGACGGAGACACGGGGGCCGUCCGCGCCGCGGGCUCCUUGGAUUACGAAGACUUGAGGAGUUUUCGAGUCCACGUGGUGGCCAGAGACAAGGGUUCUCCUCCGCUGAGCAGCAACGUGAGCGUCAGCGUGUGGAUACGGGACGUGAACGACAACUCUCCUCAGAUACUGUACCCCGCCCCGGAGGGCGACUCCUUCGUGACCGAGCUGGUCCCCAAAGCUGCGCACGGAGGCUCCGUGGUGUCCAAAGUGAUAGCGGUGGACGCCGACUCCGGACAGAACGCCCGGCUGUCCUAUCAUAUAGUCAAGUCCACGGAUCCGGGACUUUUCGCCAUCGGUCUCCACAGUGGAGAGAUCAGGACCCGGCGGGACAUUUGCCAAUCUGACGGCGUGAAGCAGAACCUGAUGGUGGCGGUGAAAGAUAACGGACAGCCCCCUCUCUCCGCCACCUGCUCCGUGUAUUUACUUCUUUCCGAUAACUCGGCCGAGUUGCCGGAACUCAUGGACGUUUCCUCCGACGAGCGGGAGAAGAAUUCCAAAGUCACCUCUUAUCUGACGGUGGCGCUGGUGUCCGUGUCCGCCUUCUUUGUGACCUUCAUGGCGGCGGUCCUGGCUGGGAGCUUCUGCCGCAGGAGAAAGCCCAGACUGUCGUCGGACGGAGCGGUCGCCGUCCCCGGCGCGUACCUCCCUCCUGAUUACGCAGAUGUCGACGGCGCGGGAACUUUACGCGGCGCCUACGACUACGACGCCUACUUGACGACGGGCUCCAGGACCAGCGACUUCAACUUUGUGCGUUCUUACGACGACGACACGCUGCCCGCUGACCGCGCGCUCGGGAAGAGUCCCAGCGACUUCGAUGACGAGCUUCGCGAUUCUUUCGACCCUCUUGAGGUAAACGGGAAAUCUUUUGGCUUGCAGCAAAAGGAGGCCAACUCGAGCAAUCACGGGAAGAUGAACGUCUUCAUUACGGCAACAGUUCGACAUUUCAUGGUGCGAGGCAUGACGGGAGCCACGUGGCUUCUGCUCGAAGAUACAGCAGCUGUCCAGCUAACGUCAACCAAAAUCCCGUGA